Molecule: messenger RNA, 1489 nt
Organism: Macrosteles quadrilineatus (aster leafhopper)
Lineage: Eukaryota; Metazoa; Arthropoda; Insecta; Hemiptera; Cicadellidae
Product: acid sphingomyelinase-like phosphodiesterase 3b
Exons: 10
Coding region: 67-1479 (470 amino acids)
Molecular function (GO): hydrolase activity
Source: RefSeq, a predicted model, not a curated record
UUCGUGCGUGAUACUGUGACUUCCUGCGACAUCUUAAACCACCCCUGGCAAAAUCUUAUCAUUAGAAUGCAGCUAACAGGGAUGGUGGUCUACAUUGCUCUUUUUCUGAUCGUUGCAGUCACGGCAAACAACGUCGGUUACUUUUGGCAUAUCACUGACAUUCACUGGGACCCAAAAUAUGACACCAAAGAAAACAAUUGUAUACGUGGCGGGAGGGAAGUGCCUGUGGGGAGAUACGGGGACCACAACUGUGAUGCACCAUGGUCCUUGGUGGAGUCAGCUGUUCAUACGGUGAACUCCGCACUAGGAGACGAUGUGGAGUUUAUACUAUGGACUGGUGACGGCCUAACCUCUAACCGAGGUCUAGACAAGAUGGCGGCGCUGACCAACCUGACUAACCUCCUAAGUCAUAAGUUCACUUCCCACUUCGUGUUCCCUGUACUGGGCCAUGACGACCCUGAAGCUAACAACACUUCUACCCAAGAACCUUACCAGGAGUUGGCAAGUCUUUGGCAGCAUUGGCUCCCGGAGGAGGCUUUGGUUACCUUCAAAACUGGAGGUUACUACUCCAUAGAAAGAAAACAGAGGAAGCUGCGUAUAGUUGCUCUCAACACUAACCUCUGCACGGACUCUGUUGAAGGCGUGGAUCCCUCAGGCCAGUGGGCAUGGUUGGAGGACCUCCUCUCCAAGUCCAGGAAGAAGAAUGAAACGGUGUACUUGGUUGGCCACAUAGGUCCAGGUGUUGAUGAAAGGGUAGGAGGGCUUCCCAGACCUCACAUGUCCGUUCAACAUAGUGAUAAAUAUCUGUCACUUGUACGACGAUAUUCGGACAUUAUCACUGGGCAGUUCUUCGGACACUUGCAUUCGGACACGUUCAGAAUCGUGUACAGCGAUGAAGGCGUUCCAGUUUCUCGAAUAUUCUUCGCCCCCUCCUUGACUCCUAGGAGGUCUUCUUCAGGAUACAAUAAUCCCGGAGUCAGGAAGUACAAGAUAGAAAUAGACACCGGACAGGUACUUGACUACUCCCAGUAUUUCCUGGACCUGACAGAAGCUAAUCAGUUACACGUCCAGAGAACAUCUUCAGCUGAUGACGAAGAGGAAACGGAAAUCGAAGGACCUGAGUGGACUGUCCUCUACAAUUUGACCGAUUAUUACGGACUGAGGCAAAGUUCUGCUUUGCAGUUACAUGAGCUAGCUGAAGCUUUUAACACCCCCGAUGGUCUUCCAUUGUUCGUUAGGUACUUGCAGGCCAACUCCGUGUACAGAUCCACUGGUCCCACUGCCACUCAUACUGCCCAUUCCCACUACUGUGCUCUGACUCGCCUAGAGUACUCCGAGUACCAAAAUUGUCUAUCCACGGCCGCCGCCCCACUGGCAGCCACUACCAGCGCCCCCACAGUCCCCAAUAGCCCAGCUGCCACAGUGGCCCCCACCAUGUUAAUGUUAUUUACCACCCUCACCCCCCUAGUCUACAGGUGACGUCACCACA